AUGAUGAAUCCUGAAGUUCCUAACGUCUUCCAGGGGAAGUCGUUACAAAAACGCAAUUUCAAACAACUGAGUUUGGCGACUCUGGAAGGGAGGAAUAAGAGUACCGAGAUUUUAGAACCGAUGGCUACGGGAGCCACGGCUUCAGUAUCUUUAAAUUUAAGUUUGCCUAAGAAUGACGCCAGUAAUCUGUACCUCCGAAGAGGAUUGAAGAAGAAACUUAAUUUGGAUAGUCAGUCAAUUGCCGCUCCCAUGGUUACUUUUGAUAGAGCUUUGAGUACUGAGAACCUUGUUGCGCCGCAACAACAAUCUUUCGUAGUGAGCAGCCCGACAAACUCUUCCCCUUCGACGUCGACGAGUUUGACUCAGGUUUUUACGCCUAUGGAGGAUGAUAAUAUGCAGAAACAAUUCGGGGAAACAGACGCUUCCAUGGGAGGUGUUAUAAGAAAUGCAGAGCCAAUGACGAUAAAUAGUUCAAUACAAUUGCAAGAUCUGGUGCAAUUGGGUAAGAUCGGAUCUGGAAACUCGGGAACGGUUAUCAAGGCGUUGCAUGUUCCGGAUUCCAAGAUUGUGGCUAAGAAAGUUAUCCCAGUGGAGAAUAAUAACCACCUGGUGGUGAAUCAACUGGUCAGAGAGUUGACAAUCAUGAAAAGCGUUCAUCCGCAUGAGAAUAUUGUCUCUUUCUAUGGAGCAUAUUAUACACAAUCGGGAAGUAAUGAGAUUGUUAUCCUGAUGGAGUAUAUGAACUGUGGAUCGUUGGACAAGAUCUUAUCGGUAUACGGACGAUAUUGUCAAAGAAGGCAAAACUUAAGAGAGGAACCAUGGUUUAACGGUCUGGUGAUCUCGAAAAUUUCAUACGCCGUACUCAAUGGUCUAUCGUACCUGUACGAAAAGUACAAGAUCAUUCAUCGUGACAUUAAGCCUUCCAACGUGCUCAUCAACAGUCGUGGUCAAGUAAAGAUUUGCGAUUUUGGUGUCUCGAAGAAAUUGAUCAAUUCCAUCGCCGAUACAUUUGUCGGAACCUCCACCUAUAUGUCACCAGAACGCAUACAGGGAAACGUCUAUUCCACUAAGGGAGAUGUUUGGUCAUUGGGUCUAAUGAUCAUCGAACUGGUCACUGGUGAGUUCCCGCUUGGGGGUCGAAACGAUACUGCGAAUGGUAUUUUGGAUCUUUUACAAAGAAUUGUCAAUGAACCAUCGCCCAGACUACCGUCUGGUGGAGGAUAUAAUUUUUCAAGGGAAAUGAUUGAUUUUGUGAAUAGGUGCUGUGUUAAGGAUGAGACCGAAAGGUCCUCGAUCAAUGAGCUACUAUGCCAUGACUUCAUUGGUAAAUAUAGGACAAAGGAUAAGGAAUUCAGGCAUUGGUGUAAGAAAGUUAAGUUUUGUCUAAAAGAGGACAAACAGAUUAGACGUGAAGAUAAUGAACGAGCCAAGUUGGAGAAAAAACAAUUAGAGAAAGCCGCUGAAGCUGCUACGACUGCAAGGAGGUAA
This is a messenger RNA of Torulaspora delbrueckii, 1488 nucleotides long. It is a transcript of the gene STE7, whose product is annotated as mitogen-activated protein kinase kinase STE7. The transcript has a single exon. The record is from RefSeq and is a predicted model, not a curated record. Lineage: Eukaryota; Fungi; Ascomycota; Saccharomycetes; Saccharomycetales; Saccharomycetaceae. Gene Ontology annotation, molecular function: MAP kinase kinase activity; ATP binding. Bases 1 to 1488 code for a protein of 495 amino acids. Gene Ontology annotation, biological process: protein phosphorylation; MAPK cascade.